GGCGAUGGUGUUUGGCGCCAUUCGAGUACAGUAAACUUCUUCCGAAAAGGGGGGAAAAUAGGAAGAAAGAAGUAAACGAAAAUUUCGCAUUUUCGACGCUGCCUUGGUUUGCUCUGAUGAAUUGCCUAAUAACGAAACUACUGAAAUAAUGGAUAAGAUUUUUGGAUCGCUGAAAAGUUUACUUAAACUCAAUACUGUUGUUAUUGAGAGCCAUGUAUUCAGGCUUCACUAUCGAGCUACUGUCAUCGUACUGCUCGCUUUUAGCAUCCUCGUGACGUCACGCCAGUAUAUUGGAGACCCCAUUGAUUGUAUAUCGAGAGACGAUAUACCGAGUAAACUUUUAGAUAACUUUUGCUGGAUCCACUCCACUUUUAGCGUCGAUAGUGCUUGGCAUAAAAAAGUAGGAGAGGAAGUUCCAUACCCUGGUGUUGACAAGUACACUCCCGGAGAAAAUCGGAAGUACCACGCUUACUAUCAAUGGGUAUGUUUCGUGCUUUUCUUGCAAGCUAUGCUUUUCUAUAUACCCCGAUAUUUUUGGAAAAUGAUGGAAGGUGGGAAAAUGCGUCACAUUAUUCUAGGUCUCAACAAUCCUAUCAUGAGCCAAGAAAAAAAAGAUGAAAAUCGAAAAAUCCUGGUCGACUACCUUUACGAAAACAUGGGUAACCACAAAUUCUAUGCCCUUUGGUACUUCAUUUGUGAAUCGGCUAAUUUCAUUAAUGUUGUUGGUCAGAUGUAUCUAAUUGAUGCUUUCCUUGGAGGAGAAUUUUCAUCUUAUGGUACCAAGGUCAUCAGCUUCACCGGCUGGGACUGGGCUGUACGCUAUGACCCCAUGAUCAAAGUUUUCCCACGGCUCACAAAAUGUACUUUCCACAGAUAUGGUUCAUCUGGAGAUGUCCAGCGUCAUGAUGCUAUGUGCAUUCUUCCAAUCAAUAUCAUCAAUGAAAAGAUCUACAUCUUCCUAUGGUUUUGGUUCAUUAUUUUAGCUGUUCUGUCGGCUUUGAUCGUGGCUUUCCACAUUGUUGUGUUCUUUUGGCCACAAUCCCGCUUCCUGCUGCUGAGAUCCCGCGCACGUCUUACUCGACCGGAUUAUCUGGACAUAGUCGUUCGUAAGUGUUCCCACAGCGAUUGGUUUGUAUUGUAUCUUCUUUACAAGAAUAUCGACGGCCUUAAUUAUAGAGAUCUUAUAGCCGACUUUGCUCGUAAAUUGGAUCGAAAAGGUAUUGACAUGAGUUGAUUUAUUUACAUUGUCUCAUUAAGCCUAACGUGGCUACAUGGCUGUUUAUGUUCGGGAAAGGGGUGAUCCCUAUUGCAUUGCCAAAAUAUGCAUCUUUUAAUGUAUGCUCGUUUUUUUUUUUUUUUUUUUUGCUUUGAUUUAUGUGCUUAUGUGACUGAUUUAAAUGACCAUGUUUAUCUUUUAUUUUGUAUUUUAUUUACCUAAUGCCAUUCUCAGACGUUUGAUAUUUAUCUCUUCUAAAACAUUUCAAGAGCUAAGUAUUAAGGCAAAAGCAUUCCAUUUUUAACAAUCAGGAAAUCUAUCUAUACUGCCAAGUGUAUAUUUUUAUAUAAGCGACUUAAUCUUUUAUAGCACAGUUGCUGCUUUAAGGUUUGACAAUUUAACAAUACAACAAUUUUUGGAUAUUUAAAAAUUAUAUAUGUAAUGAUUUGGCUUGAAUUUCAUCCCUCAAAGUAGCACCUGUGCUUCAUCAAGAGUUUGAAUUUUUCAUAUGUUAAUAACUAUGUAAGCAAUAUUAAUGUGCCUGAGGGUUAAUUUAUACCCCAUUUUUUUAAACUAUAGUGUUAUCUUGAAUAGAAUUCAGUGCAUUGUUGAAAAUUUUGGAUAUUUACUUUUAUAAUACAUCCGACAAUUCUGUGCAGAAUAUAUUUUUGUAUUUCAUAUGUACAAUAAGUGUAUUAUGUAACAUUCGACAUAAAUUCCAUUUUAGUUUUGAUUCAUUGAUUAGUCUGGUGUGUAAUGAAAUGUCUUGAGUAACUUUUUGAUAUCAACCUAUUUGUAGUAUUUAGAAUGUUUUCUGUAAUAUCAGUUUUAAAGUGUGUACUUAAGUGUCCAUUAAUUUUUUUAAGCUUGACAAUCAUGUGUAAUAAAAUUUCACAUUGAUGUGAUUUCCAGAAGACUUAACCAAAUAUUUAUUAUUUUUAUAUCAGUAGUGAAUUUUUCAAAAAUUGAUCUCUUUGAAGUUGUUCCUAAUUUUUUUCAGUCUUUUAUUUAUUUUAGUAUAUGUAUCUUGCAGUAGACUUUGAGCUGACUGAAUUGAAAAAUAUAGAAUAGAUUGGAUGUUGGUUGGCUUCAAUUUUUAAUCGAAUGUGUUCAUUAAUUGUGAUAACAUUUUAUGUGUGAAAUGCUCAUUCUUUAUGAAGAAAUAUAGCUUAUUCUGUAUAAGAAAUCAGUAUUCGUCAAGUGUAAGUAAUAUUUAUGCAUAAUUACAAUAAACACUCUCUAUGUGUCUUAAAAAAUAAAUAUUGGUGCUACAUUUAUCUGAAA
Argiope bruennichi is the source of this 2500-nucleotide messenger RNA. Its product is annotated as innexin inx2-like. Gene Ontology annotation, molecular function: gap junction channel activity. Gene Ontology annotation, biological process: phototransduction. Gene Ontology annotation, cellular component: plasma membrane; gap junction. Bases 149 to 1234 code for a protein of 361 amino acids. NCBI's taxonomy places the organism in Eukaryota, Metazoa, Arthropoda, Arachnida, Araneae, Araneidae. The transcript has a single exon. The record is from RefSeq and is a predicted model, not a curated record.